GAUGUGUCAUGUCUCGUUUACGCAGCAAACUCGUCUGUGUUGCAUUCUUUACAUUACAACUGAUUGAAAGCGUGUUGUCUAGCCAACAGGCGACCAAGAGAGCCACUGAGACCUGCCAGGCGUGUGGAGGAUGUGCCUAUGGACGUGACGGUCGCGACGGUAAAGACGGAGCAAGUGGACCACAAGGUCCAUCUGGAGCUCCAGGCCUUCCAGGGCCUCCAGGGGAGCCAGGCGGACAAGGAAAGAUGGGAAAAUCGGGCCCUCAAGGUCCUCCAGGUCGAGCAGAAAGCACUCAGCAUGUGGAUCGACGUCUAGUGGCAGCAUUGUCAAGAAUCGAGAGGCUUGAAACCGAAAUACAGAAGGGCGAUGAGAAGAAAACGUUUGGGUCUGGUAAGGAUGGUGCUCUGAAUAUCAAGAGAGAUAAUGCACACAUUGUAGAAUGUUUCUAUGUCACUCAGUCAACAAUCAGAGCAGGAAGUCGAGUUGUCAACGUCAGCAGUUGUUCAUUGUUGUCUCCAGGAGAUGAAAUAAUGUUUCAUCAAACACAGCAUCCAGUCCAUCCUGGAGUUUAUGAAUUCUCUUACGUUUUGUCUUGUGCAUCGAACACUCUGAAACUGCACUAUCCCUUGAAGAACUUGUAUGAAUCGGCUGUUUAUAGUGGCUCAAUCCCAAAAGUUGUACAGUUUUCUGUUGUACCUCAUUACACUAACGUAACAGUAGCUGGUGGUCUCAAAUCUAGUGCCUGGGAUGGUUGUUGUGGUGGAAUUGUGGUUUUCCGGUCCAACGGAAGUGUUUCUGUUGAUGAGACAGGCACCAUUUCUGUAAGAGGAAAGGGUUUUAGAGGCUCUCCUCGAUUUGUAUCCAAUAGAGACUCUGUUCCUGGUUAUGUGGGUGAAUCAAGUAAAGUUGGUUACGCUGCAGUUCGGCAGUCAGCAGCUAUUGGAUCUGGAGGAGGAAGUGGAAAUGGUCAAGGAGGUGGUUAUGGGGGAGCCCAUCGCACUGUUGGUUCUGCUCCACAACGAGGAGGAUGUGACCUUGCAGCAGCAGGAGCUCCAACGAUAACGGGUGACAAAGAUUUUUCAUUGGUGGAAUUUGGUGGCUCUGGUGGAGCAGCAGGAUCUCAUAACAAGGGUGGCCGUGAUGGAAGCAAAGGUGGACGUAGUGGAGGAAUAAUUUUUAUAUUUUCUCAAAGUAGAGUUAGUGUGGAAGGGCAAAUAGAUGCUCGUGGAAUGUCCGGAGAAGACGGCUACACUACUCAAUAUCACAAGCAGCCAAUGGGAGGUGGUGGUGGUGGAGCUGGAGGAGCAGUCAUGAUAGUCACAACAACGUCUAAUCACAAAAGUAACAUUCUUGUAAGUGGCGGUGCAGGAGGUGAUUCAGCUAUACACAGUGGUUGCAAUCCAGGAGGCAGAGGUGGCUCGGGUGGAUUGGGAUGGAUUAGAGUAGCUGACUCUUUUACUACAUGACAUUAUUGCUGUGCAGCAAUAGUUUGAACUCUGAAAGUGUUGCGUAAUUACAAGCAUGUGCAUAGCUACCGGGUUUUAGAGUUAGGUUUAGGGUUGCUGUAUGCUGUAUGCUGUUGAGUGUCACAUAUUAUACUUUCUAAUUGCUCUAUAAUUCGUUUUACAACUUAGUUCACGGUUGUAUGAGUAAUUAGAUGCAAUU
Corticium candelabrum is the source of this 1665-nucleotide messenger RNA. RefSeq lists its product as uncharacterized. NCBI's taxonomy places the organism in Eukaryota, Metazoa, Porifera, Homoscleromorpha, Homosclerophorida, Plakinidae. The transcript has a single exon. The record is from RefSeq and is a predicted model, not a curated record. Bases 9 to 1466 code for a protein of 485 amino acids.